AUGGCCCCGUCUGUAGCACAAAGAUUAUGUGUCAUAUUCUUUGCAGCAGUAUCUCUCUACCACCUACUUUUCUAUACCCAUUCGUUCCAGGACGUCGGGAAGCGCGCCGAAUGGAGUACAGAUUGCACGGACACGCCGAUACCAACGCCUACUGUCGCCGAGCAAGGAAGCAGCCAACCGGGAGACAGCGGAGCAGUGACCAUUACUGUGACCGUCUUCGUACCCGCGACGACUUCUAGGACAUCUACGUUCACGAGGAGUAGCUCCAACGUCUCGAGUAGCGCAUCGGUAUCUGGUGUCAGCUCUGCGAGCACGACGUCCUCGUCCAGCGUAGCCACGCCGACACAAACACCAUCCGCCACCGCCGGUCAACAAGCGCAGCAAUUGAACCUUGCAUACGUAGGCAUACAAGUUACCGACUCUUGUACCGCUGGACAGCGAGCCUGUAUUAACAACAUGCUCGCAGAGUGCAUCGCUUCUUCAAGCGGAGAUACGCCCAAAUGGGUAACCCAAGCUUGUCCUGUCACCCCUUCGAAUGAGGGCAUGACCUGUGCAGCAGUACCAUUUGUAUCUUCUCCUUCGCCUUCCACGACGUCCAGCGCGCCAACCUCGACACCAACAGGCCUUGCUGGGUACCAGCCCAUUCCGUUGAGCAACUCGGUGGCGAUAGGAUGCUUCGCCAAAAAUGACAUUGCUCAGCGCUUUUCUAGUGCCGGAGUACAAGGUGCAAACGGGGGGAUGUUCCCAUCUGGAUUCCACAGCGGCGCCAUAGGGCAGCUCCAGUUCCGACUGAAGGGCACUGUCGGGCUUGCUUUGAUAGCGGGCUUGGUAUUAUGGUAG
Serendipita indica DSM 11827 is the source of this 840-nucleotide messenger RNA. NCBI's taxonomy places the organism in Eukaryota, Fungi, Basidiomycota, Agaricomycetes, Sebacinales, Serendipitaceae. The record is from the annotation of a GenBank genome assembly.